AUGCAGGAUCUUUCGGGUACUCAGGCCGGGCCGAACGCCCAGGCUCGCUUCGGCCAUGCUUCGAAGCCCUCCAGUAGCGAGACCGGCUUCUCACAUGGCGCUUUCACCUCCAACAUUCCCGGUUUUGCCGACAGGCACCCCCGCAGAGGCAACAUCCCGACGAUUAACACGCAGCCGGCCCAGAAUCACCAGCAGGGCGGUCCUAAUGGCGCCGAUCUGACCAGCCCUGGUACGGGCUUCGAUAUGCAGUUUACCCCUCUGCUCCCUUCGCAACUGCUUCUUGGCAGCCCCUUCCAGCCCGGCACCCCUGCUGCCUUCGCGAGCCCUCACUUCCAGAAUGUGAGCAGCUUUCAGGGCCAGCAGCAGAAUCUCCAGCAACAGCAGAACGGCCCCUCGAGCCCGGGCCAGCAGAGCCUCUCUCCGAACGUGUACCAGUCCAUGGUCUCCCCCUCGGCCUACGGUGCGCCGCAGUUCUUUGGCCCUCAGUCUCCGACGGGUACCUUUAACAAUGUCGCUGGUCAGAUGCAGGUACCCCUUCAGCCUACCUCGCCCGUGGGCAUGGGCCCUGGCCUCGUUACUGGUACGAGCCGGACCGUGUAUUUGGGCAACAUCCCGCCGGACACUUCUGCUGAGGAGAUUCUGAACCACGUUCGCAGCGGCCAGAUCGAGUCGGUUCGCCUUCUUCCCGACAAGAACUGCGCCUUCAUCUCGUUCCUGGACGCCAGCUCCGCCACUCACUUCCACUCUGACGCCAUCUUGAAAAAGCUCUGCAUCAAGGGCCAGGAUAUUAAGAUUGGCUGGGGCAAGCCGUCUCAGGUCCCUACCUCGGUGGCCCUGGCCGUUCAGCAACAGGGUGCUUCUCGCAAUGUCUACCUUGGCAACCUGCCUGAGGACAUCACCGAGGAGGAGAUCCGUGAGGAUCUCGGCAAGUUCGGUCCCAUUGACACGGUUAAGAUUGUGCGGGAGAAGAACAUUGCUUUUGUGCACUUCCUCUCCAUUGCCAAUGCCAUUAAGGCCGUGAACCAGUUGCCUCAGGAGCAGAAGUGGCAGGCGCCCCGUCGCGUGUACUACGGCAAGGACCGCUGUGCUUACGUCUCCAAGACCCAGCAGCAAAAUGCCGCCCAGUACCUCGGCAUCGCCCCUGGUUAUGCCCAUCUGCUCACGGGAGCUGAUCGGGACCUCAUCUCGAAUGCUCUGGCUCAGCAGUCCGUGGCUGCGGCUGCAGUCGCUACCGCGGCCGGCGGUAUCCAAAACUUGGGUAACCGUACGAUCUACCUUGGUAACAUCCACCCGGAGACGACGAUUGAAGAGAUCUGCAACGUUGUUCGCGGUGGUCUCCUGCACCACAUCCGUUACAUCCCCGACAAGCACAUCUGCUUCGUGACCUUCAUCGACCCAACUGCUGCCGCGACCUUUUAUGCGCUGAGCCAGUUGCAGGGUCUCAUGAUCCACAACCGCCGUCUGAAGAUCGGCUGGGGUAAGCACUCGGGUGCUCUUCCACCGGCGAUUGCUCUCGCAGUGAGCGGCGGUGCUUCUCGUAACGUGUAUAUUGGCAACCUGGACGAGACCUUCACCGAGGAAAAGCUUAGGCAGGAUUUCUCGGAGUACGGCGAGAUCGAGUUGGUCAACACUCUGCGUGAGAAGAGCUGCGCCUUCGUCAACUUUACCAACAUUGCCAACGCUAUCAAGGCCAUCGAGGCGAUUAAGAGCAAGGAGGAGUACAAGAAGUUCAAGGUCAAUUUUGGCAAGGACCGCUGCGGCAACCCGCCGAGACAGCUGGCCCAGCUUCAGGGUGCUACUGCCAACGGUGCCAACUCUCCCAACGCCAACGGCACCAAUGGCAAUGCUCCAACCAGCGCUGCUGCUGCCGCGGCUGCUCUCUUCAACCCUGCUACCAAUCCUCUGACUCUGUACCUCCAGCACCUCGCCCAGCAGGCGCAGCAGCAGCAACAGCAGCAGCAACAAGCCCUCGCUGCUCAGCAAGCUGCGCUCUUCGGCACGGCCGCUUCCUCUCCUAAUGAGCCCAAUGGUCUGACUCUCGAGGUGCCUCAGGGCCCGAACCAUCACGGUCAUGGCCACUCCGCUAGCAUCUCGACCAAUGGCUUCGGCAACCCGGCCCCGACUGCGACGACCACCUCGUCGGGCGCGCCCACGAUCGGCGGCUUGCUGGCUCCUGGCAACCCGCGGGCGUCCCACAGCCGUGCCGUCAGCCUGCCUGUGCUGGCUCCUGGGUUUGAGAACGGUGGCAACAGCCCUGGUCUGCACGGCGGCAAUGAUGGCGGUCCUGGCCCCGAACGCCGCGGUCAUCAGUACCAGGCUAGCUUCGGUGGUAUGGGUGCUGGUUUCGGUCUCGGCCUGCAGGGGAAUCUGAAUGGAUGGCCUGUUGAGGAGGAGGUUGCGAACUGA
Molecule: messenger RNA, 2406 nt
Organism: Thermochaetoides thermophila DSM 1495
Lineage: Eukaryota; Fungi; Ascomycota; Sordariomycetes; Sordariales; Chaetomiaceae
Product: RNA recognition motif-containing protein
Exons: 1
Coding region: 1-2406 (801 amino acids)
Biological process (GO): mRNA splicing, via spliceosome
Cellular component (GO): cytoplasmic stress granule
Molecular function (GO): mRNA binding
Source: RefSeq, a predicted model, not a curated record